Molecule: messenger RNA, 5404 nt
Organism: Porites evermanni
Lineage: Eukaryota; Metazoa; Cnidaria; Anthozoa; Scleractinia; Poritidae
Source: the annotation of a GenBank genome assembly
CAUUUAAGUGCCUGUCAGCUUUACUAAAAAACGGAAACUGAAAUGAUUCUGAAUGAAUUUCGAAAGCGUCCUUAAAAUCUUGUGUUUGGUGCUGUUCACUUAAAGUGAACGUCGUGUAAACUGAGAUCAACUCUUUUGUUUCUAGGACAAACAAUGAUACAAGAAGUCACACGAUACAAUGGCGGCAAAUUAACACAUAAUUAAUUUACACCAGCAAGAAGAGCUAGUCGACUCACAUCUCGGUCGUACGCAAAUUUAAACAUGAACACUGCACAGACCAGCCGCUUGGGGGAAAAUAAACCCAUUUUAGUAAAACUUGUUCUUGUAGGAAAGCUCGGUGUUGGAAAAUCAGGUAAAGACACCUCAUUGCAGUUGAAGUGUUUAACUUUCUUGAGAUCUUUUAACAUUUUAUGGUGCUUAACUAUUUUCCAUUGCCUUUGUUGUCCAUGUUGUUUUAAGCACUCGUCUGUUUUUCUCAACGUAGCCUAUAAACACUAUUCAUAUUUUUGAUAUGUUAGUAUGCUUACAUCUUCUGUAUUUUCAUAGCUAUGAUCGUGCGGUUUCUAACGAAAAGAUUCAUUGGGGAGUAUGACCAAAACAUUGGUAAGUUGACUAUAGUUUGCUAUGUGUUUGUUUUGUGAACUCUCUAAUGGAAUCCGGCGUCAAACAUCUCAACUAACCGUAAACUCUCAUUGUAAAGCGCUUUAAUGGAAAUGCCUCCUAUCUCUGUUUACACAUGAACACAUUUAUAUCUUUCAAACUUAUCCUGGGUUAUGAAGUGCCGGCCGCUCGGCAUAGCAGUUUGUUAUUAAGUAAGUGGAUUUACAUAUGUGAUUAACAACCUCAUGCACAAAAUGAAAUGCCCUGUUCUAAAAAAGUGAAUUUUUUUACCCCAAUUCUACAAUAGGUUUACAAGUCUCUUAGUAUGCUUUUAGUGAAUUUGAUUUCUAAGAAGAAAGACUGAGUUUGUGCGAAAAUGGCCUAUGAACUCUGAAAAGCGAAGGCAAAGUGAUCGAGUGGAUGCAUACGUACAGAGAGAAAAUAUAUAUGAUUUGGUCAGUUUUAAGAGAUUAGGAACAGACCGUGUUGGUAAAUAGUUUAUUUUUGACAUCAAAGCUUGAGGUAAAAUAGUUUGAAAGAUUGAAAUAGUGGCGGUUGUAAAGUUCUUGGCAACUAACGGCACGAGUGCCCCGGCUACGCCAUAAGCGUAUUUUGUACAACGCGAUUUUACUGAUUCCCUAGCGACUGAGCUACGCGAAAAAGGUGCUGUAUUGAGGCUGCAAAUUACAGCAACUUAACUAAGCAGGUUUCAAUGGCUUACAAAGAACAAGUGGAUUAACUAAAGUGUUAAAAUUUGAAAAUUAAUUUUGAUUUUACAUCUUUUAAGUGUCGGGCUGUGAUUUCUGGCAACUUACUUUCACUUAAUAAAUGACCACAAAUCGCGUGCCUAGCUCAGAGAACACUAAUAUUGAUACUAUCGAAAAAUAAACCGACUAUCGAUAAGAAACCACCUUAUCUAUAUGUUUCCUUUGCAUUAAAGCAGAAUUGUCUGAUUUGUCACUCGGUUAUAAACCACAAUAUUUGAAUAAGAUAUGCAAAAGAUUAUCAUGUAGUCUGGUUCAUAGCCGAUUAAUGUUAUGAGUUUGGCAUCUCAUAGUAACUGUUACUUUCUGGGGAAAAAACACAGAUUCAGAAAAGAAGCUCACACUUUUUCGAGGUUAGUGCAUCCAUUUGUAACUGAAAAAGAGUUUCUCUUACACAGAUUUUUUCUUACCAAAAAUAGCUCGAAUUGAACAAGGCCAGCCAGGUCCGGACCAUACAUUUCCCGUCUGAGAAACCGCGUGGAGGUUGUUUGUUGAAAUAUCAAUAUUUGUUUGAAAAACAGCUUUCACUUAGAGCCCCGUCUAAAAUUCUGGCGGAAAAUACUCUGACUGUUAUCAUGCAGGACUUGAUUUGAUUGUUUGUUUAAUAGGCACUUUUUAAUGUACUAGAAGCCUUCCGUGCCUCCAAACUCCACCUGAAAUGAUAUAAUCUUUUCGCUGUUUGGAAACUUGAAGGACUCUUUACAAAAAAAUGUAACUCUUACGUUCAGCAUAACGCACUUGACUGGGACACACAGUCUUUAAAGGGUACCUUUUUCUGGUAAGAGUUCAAAAGCUGAGUAGUUCCGGGAUCUUUUGAGUCCAAUAAGUAACAAGAAAGGAGCCAAAAGCUCGGUGUUAUUCGUGGUGAAACCGAUAGUCUGGACCUUUCACAGUCAUCGCUGCAAAGACACGCAUUUAAUGGCCCUCCAAGCUAUAGUAUUUUAACUUUUUCUCAAGGGACUGAAAAGUUGUUGUAGGCGAAGUGUUUUCCUUCAAGUGUUAUAAUCAAUUAACUUACUCUCGUAGUUUGCACACAAAUCACGAAACACAGCUAGUGCCCAAAAAAACCGAUCCUGAUAACACCAAUAGAAGAUCAAGACAAAGUAACAAUUGGUUUUAUUUUUUUGGUUCUGAUAUUUUAGUUUGAAACACAAACAAUGAAAAGGACAAAAACACAAAUGCCAGCCCUAAACUACCCUUCGUGCAAGCUCUCUCUAGCUAGAGACGCGUGCGAGCUCUUCCAGCUAACUCUACCCCUGUCAUGAGACGAGAGAGCUUGCUUGUAAGCUGACUGAUAUAUUUUGUCAGAGGUUAAUGUAAUGACUCUUGUAAAAAUAUCGAUAAAGACACACAGCUAAAAGGUAAACAAAGUAAAUGCAAGUAAAUGCAAGUAGUAUCGGCUUUGCAACAACAGAGUGUUUACAUUUCAAUAUUUUUUCCAAUAUUUUACGUAAUAGAACUCUCUCCUAAAACAGAUGAUACAUUUGGGUCAGGUUUAAUGUGUUCGUCUUUUAUAAAAGAGAUGUACUUCUAAAAGAGUCAUCUAAAAGGAGUGGAAAAAGGCGAGGAGCAACUUUAAAGUAUCCUUAUCAGCGAGGCUGGGGUGUCUGUCUAUAGAGGUGUCUUUGUAUCAUUGAUUAUUCAUGUUAUUUCUGAGGUUCAAAUGAAGGCUUUUUUAUAAAUGUCGUAGUAAAAUACUCCAGCAUUUUACUGAGCUCGAUAAUAUACCGAGAAACUGAGCAAGUAAAGUGCCUGAAUAGCUCUCAUUACGUAAUUUUGUGUCGUAGUUACUAGCUCUAGCUCUAACUAUGCUCUAAUGUACUUGUGAAAUUUGAAAGAGCUUUAAUUUCACGAUUUUGAUUCAUUAUCUUUCAAGGCACAACGAUAGGUUUAGUUGGCGGGUGUGAGGAGAGAGUUUGCUUGGCGGGUGCGUGUUGAGGUUGCGGUUCGAGGCUGUGUGUACGGAUAAAAAUCGUUGGUGUAAUUUGUAAGUUCAAGCUUUACUCUACCCCAGGGUCUAGUAAGCUGGCAAAGGAACAACAUGAGUACAUAACAUACUAUGUUAAAAAUAUGUUGACUUUUAAUAGAGCGAGAAAAUCAGCGUAGUUUAUUCCCUGACCAAUGAGAAUACGAAUAAAUCAAACAGAUCUCACAGUUACUACUUGCCGCGAAUUAGCGAAUGAAAACUCGACUGGUUGAAUCACGAAUAAGCUGAUUGUUAAAGAAAGUGGCGGGUGAUUUGUCAGCCAAUCACAAGUAAGAAAUCACUUCAAAAAUUCGAAAGUGUAGGUUGAAAUUGCUCUAUAUAUCACUUAGCCUGCGAACACAGACGUAUUUCCGGUCUUCGCUUCUCUCCACCCGAAAAUAAGACUAUAUAUCACCCCUAAAUUGAGGAUUUACUGGUAAUUUUAACAUAAGCCCUAGAAAUCAUGCAGUUGAAAUUGUUCCAGGACGACCAUCCAAUGCUUCAAAUUCUGUCAACAGGAUGAGGACGCAUACCGCUGGCCGUAAACGUCGCGUUGAACCCAUAUCUUUCGUUAUCGUUCGGUCUGACAAUCCUUGAGCACAGUCUUAGACGUUUUUAAACUGAAAUGUUUUUAUCUUAGGUUUAAUGUAUCAUUAUCAUAAAAGGCUGGAAAAUCAACAAGUGCGAGUAGAAAUUCUCGAGUCUGGAGGCAAGGUUAGUUAACCAAAAAAUAUUUCCUAUUUUUGACUAGUAAAUGAUUGUUGUGGUGUAUUGCUACUAUGAAACUACAAUAAAUAAAUAAAUAAAUAAAUAAAUAAAUAUUAUUUAUUUAUUUAUUUAUUUAUUUAUUUAUUUAUUUAUUUAUUUAUUUAUUUAUUUAUUUAUUUAUUUAUUUAUUUAUUUAUUUAUUUAUUUAUUUUAACGAUUUAGAGGUAGCCGUCCACAUAGUGGUUCUUCGUCUACCAGUUCCUGGUCGAAUUGAAAUUUGGAAAUGUUGGUUUUUGAGGAGAAGGGAAAACCGGAUCACCAAGAACCAACAACAAACUCAACUCACAUUUAGCGUCGACACCGGGAUUUGAACCCAGGCCACAAUGAUUGGAGGCGUGUGCUCUCACCACUGCGCCAUCCUUGCUCCCCUCUCUCUGCGAACUUGAUGUUAACCAGUUAUUAACCAGCUUCCGUGUUCAUAGAACCUAUAUAAUAGCAAAGGUUAUACAGUUCUAUGGGAUGUUUACUUCCGGGUGGUCUGAAUGUACAUGGUCUUUGAACGAAACUGAAGUUAUUUUACUGUAUUCAUCAGGACUUUAUUGAGAGCAGUGAUGUCCACACUUUGUGGGGAGAUGUGUUUUUGUUGGUGUACGCUAUUAACGACCGCUCAAGCUUUGAAGAACUGAUCCCACUGAGACAACACCUAGAGAAAGUUCGAGCGGCUGAUAAACCGCUUGUAGUACUGAUCGGUAACAAGAAGGACACAGAAAAUGACAGAGAAGUCGGCAAACAAGAGGGACUUCAGUUUUCCAAGGAAAAUAACUGCUCGUAUUACGAAAUCUCCACAAAAGCAAGCUACGAAGACGUCGAAAAUGUGUUCUCUGAGGCAAUACGAGACAUCGCGCGACAUAAAAUGACACAACGGGCUUUAAACGGGGUAAAACAAACUUCUCACAACAAGAUUAUGGAAAUUGUCGAAAAGAACGUGGGGAGAAACAGAGCUAUGUCAAGCGUGAAAGAAACCAUCGACGAAUACUGUGCAACGAGGUCUGAAGAACUCUCGCAGGACUUCUCACGUGAUCGACGCAAUACUUUUACAUAGAGCGCUUUUAAGUUUGAGUGUGUAUGGUACUCCUGUGAUUUAUUUGGGUUGACUUUUUUUACACUUUACACUUAAAUGGCUUAAAGCAUUUGAGGAACAAGGAUUAACACAGUCGGUUAGUGCACGGCCUCCUGUUCGGGAGCCGGCUCUGAAUUCUAUUCCCAGUUGUGAGUACAGAUCCUUGUUUGUACUUCAUUCCUUUCCGUGUGGCUUUAACUAGCUUUAAAUACCUGUUAAACGGAGCACUGAUGGAAAAUCAAAGGG